This is a messenger RNA of Salmo salar (Atlantic salmon), 3371 nucleotides long. NCBI's taxonomy places the organism in Eukaryota, Metazoa, Chordata, Actinopteri, Salmoniformes, Salmonidae. The record is from RefSeq and is a predicted model, not a curated record.
AUGCAGGUUUCACCUAACCCUGACAAGUCCAUACAGGUUUCACUUAACCCUUACAAGUCCAUACAGGUUUCACUUAACCCCUACAAGUCCAUACAGGUUUCACCUAACCCCUACAAGUCCAUACAGGUUUCACCUAACCACUACAAGUCCAUACAGGUUUCACCUAACCGCUACAAGUCCAUACAGGUUUCACUUAACCCCUACAAGUCCAUACAGGUUUCACCUAACCCCUACAAGUCCAUACAGGUUUCACCUAACCACUACAAGUCCAUACAGGUUUCACCUAACCGCUACAAGUCCAUACAGGUUUCACUUAACCCCUACAAGUCCAUACAGAAAGCAGACAAGCGUGCCCUGGAGACCAAGGUGAGUCGCAUGCAGUUUGACUCCAUGACAGAGGAGCUCAACACCAUGUUCCAGGAGCUGCUCAGCAAGAUCACCGGCCAGGAGCAGGACUGGCACAAAAUCAUUGACAAAAUCUCCACCGAGAUGGAGUGCAAGCUGGACCGGAUUGAGCUGGAUCCUGUGAAGAAGCAGCUAGAGGACUGCUGGAAGAGCAUCCGUAAGCAGCUGCAGGCCCAGCCUGCCCCAAAGGAGGACAACGCUGCAGGCAUCAGGAAACAGCUUGUGGCAAGGUUCCACUGCAUCUCCUGCGACCGCCCAGUCGAUAUGCUUACCCCAGGACCGCACUUGGUCACCGUGCCCUCCACUCCUGGCCUACCCUCCCACAAGUCCAACCGACCGUACACCAUCUAUGAGCUUGAGCAGGUUCGCCAGCAUUGUAGAAGCCUGAGGCCAGGGACCAACCACAGCCACUUUGAGAUGGCCAGCUCCGAAAGGGGCCAUGAUGCAGGGGCUCUGAGGGAGAUCGGGCCCUCCCGCUAUCCAGACAUCCUGAGCCCGCUGCAGAGGACCAGCCAGAGUCUGCCCAAGCACGAGCGCAUCCCAGAGAUGGCAGACUACAGUUACCUGGCCAUGUCCCGGAGCUGUGGAGGCAGCCACACCGUGACCUACCCCAACCGCCGCUACACCCGCCUGCAGCACAUCAGCCACUUCAUCCAGGCUGAGGAGGAGACACCGCCCGUCUCCAGCUCCCCACUGCGCAUUCAGCCGGAGGAGGUGGACAUCCUGGGAUUGGACGGACAUAUCUACAAGGGCCGCCUGAAAACCAGAUCGGUCAAGACUGUGGAUGCCAGACUACCCACCAUCUUUCCUAAAGACGUAGGCAUGUGCAAGAGCAAAGACAAGAUCAUGCGCUCCCAGUUCCAGAAGCCUGGCUGCACAGAGCCGGGCUGUGUGACCCCUGUGCGACCCCAGAGUGCCAAGACCCAGCGCAGCCGCUCAGCCUCAGGCAGCUUUGUGCGGGACCGGCCCAUGUCUUCUUUAGGCUGCCUGUCCCAGGCUACCCUUCCCCAGAGCUCGUCCCAUGCUGACACCACCAGCGAGCUGCUGCAGCAAGAUCUGGAGCUUCACGUGGACCUGAGCCAGUUGGAAGAAGAGCCCAUCAUCAUCCUGUAGGGGGUGAUAGAGAGCCCCGCACACCUUAUUUUAAUAAACCGUUUACAGCAGCAGCAGGAGGGUAUCCUGGUCUCCAUUUUGUAAUGGAGCAUACAGAUGUGAAAAUCAAGUCUGAUAUUAGUCAGUUAGGUUAUUUAUGGAUUGUAAUGGAAGAACACAUUCUGGGGCAUAUGAACACUGUUUCCAUGCAACAAAAUAGCUGAGUCACAAAAUAGCUGAGUCACAUUUCCAGUGUAGCUUUAUAGGUGUUAUACCUUACGUGUGGCUACAUUACGAUUUUGGUUUAUGAUGCCUGAUUUUCAAUGACCUUCAUAGACAGGUGACCUCAAAUACCAGACUGUUUGGAUGCAGAAGAAUACCACAAUGGAGCAAUUCAUUUGACAUAUAGGGUCUUAUAGAGCGGUAUCAUUAAGGGCUUGAAAUGUCUUCCCUCUCACAGACCCAAUUUCUGUAACGUCUGAUUCAUUGUAUUAGUGUCUCAAGUUGUUCCAUCACAUGUUAAGAGGAAAGACAUUCAUGCGUGCUGUCAUUACCACAGAAAUGUACCCCUGUCGUGGACUCAUAACAAUGGUAGUCAGCCACCUGCAUCUAUUGGGGAAGCAAAGCAGCCAGGGUUGUAAAACCGGCCCAGAUGGCGUUCCCUUCAAAUGUCACCGUGCCUGUGUCCAGUUACAGCAGUCUCCUGGUGUCUGUGUGUUUUAAACAAGGGGGUUAGCUAUGUGUGUCUCACUCUGGCAUAGCAUACCAUUUCUAACCAUGGCACAGCAUUGGGUAUCAUAGCAUACCAUUUUUAACCAUGGCACAGCAUUGGGUAUCAUAGCAUACCAUUUUUAACCAUGGCACAGCAUUGGGUAUCGUAGCAUACCAUUUUUAACCAUGGCACAGCAUUGGGUAUCAUAGCAUACCAUUUUUAACCAUGGCACAGCAUUGGGUAUCAUAGCAUAUCAUUUUUAACCAUGGCACAACAUUGGGUACCACAGCAUACUUUUAGCGUAGCGCCAUGUCAGGAUUUGAAUUAAUAAACUUGAAAGGACAAACUGUACUGUCAGUGAGGAACGGGGUGACAAUUUCCUAGAAGCAGGGGCUUUGCUUACACACAUUUUGUGUCAAUGAGAAAUAUGAUGUAUAUUUAUCUCUAUCCAUGCCUUACACACUCAGUGGCCAGUUUAUUAGAUACACCCAUCUAGUACUGGGUUGGACUUCCCUUUGCCUCUAGAACAGUCUGAAUUCUUCAGGGCAUGGAAACAUUGCUCAAUUGGUAUCAAGGGAUCUAACUUUGCCAGGAACACAUUCCCCACAUCAUUACACCACUGCCACCAGCCUGUACCAUUGACAGCAGGCAGGAUGGGUCCAUGGACUUAUGCUGCUUACGCCAAAUCCUGACUCUGUCAUCAGCAUGACACAACAGGAACCGGGAUUCGUCGAACCAGGCAACGUUUUUCCACUUAUCAAUGGUCCAGUGUUGGUGAUCGCGUGACAACUGGAGCUGCUUCUUCUUGUUUUAAGCUGAUAGGAGUAGAACCUGGUGUGGUUGUCUGCUGCAAUAGCCCAUCUGUGACAAGGACCAAUGAGUUGUGCAUUCAAAGUCGCUUAGGUCAAUAGUUUUUCCCAUUCUAAUGUUCAUUCGAACAGUAAUUGAAUUACUGGAUGCCCGUCUGCCUGCUUUAUAUAGCAAGCCAUGGUCUCCUGACUCGUGAACAAGGUGGUGUACCUAAUAAACUGGGUAUAAGUGAUCCCUUUCAUAGCAUUUGGAUGUAUUAAGGAGAGUAUUUAAGACAGGCAGUUAAUCUGAAUGUAACAUUUCCAUUGGUAGAUGUAUUUUUGUUUUCAAAGAUAAAUGGGCCUUCAUGGAA